Talaromyces amestolkiae is the source of this 1134-nucleotide messenger RNA. RefSeq lists its product as uncharacterized. The transcript has a single exon. Bases 1 to 1134 code for a protein of 377 amino acids. The record is from RefSeq and is a predicted model, not a curated record. NCBI's taxonomy places the organism in Eukaryota, Fungi, Ascomycota, Eurotiomycetes, Eurotiales, Trichocomaceae.
AUGGGAAGCCCCACAGAUGCGAGAAUGAUGGGUAACAUCACAGAUUCAGUCUUGGGAGAGAUCGCCAAUGCAAGGCCGCACCCACGUCUUUCACCCCGCUCGUCCGAGGACUUAAGUACUGGCGGCGAAACCAUCGAUCUUGAUUAUCCCUUUUCGAGCACCCCCGGUUCCCAGCCACCUGGCGGAGAAGAUACAGGGCUAUUUGGUGAUGCCCUUCUUGGCUGGUCUUCUGUAUUGGAUAGUGGCUUKAAUGAUAACUAUGGGUUUGAUGAGAGAUAUGCGGCAGACAUAUUGGGCACUCUACAGGAUACGCAGCAGGAGCUAUCUCAUCAGCAGCAACCGCGGCAGCAGCUUUCACCAAUCAGUCAAGGUUAUCCCCAAAUAACACCCCUUCCUCGUUUUUCAAAUACCACAAAUACCACAAAUAGCUUGAACGCCUCUGAUAUUGAGUCUGGCUAUCACGAACGAUCGCUUUCACCCCGUUCCCGUACACAUCACAACAAGCAGUUUCCACUACAAAGUCCUCCUACCAUUACUCCACCACAGACAAUGGUUCCGGACAGCGGGCGUAAUAGUCAGUGCAUUAUUGUCUGCUCUCAAAUCAUAUCCAGCUUAGAAAAAUAUCAAGCCGACAAGCUCAAAGUCCUAGAUCUUAUACUUGGUAUUGUCAAACGGGUGACUGAGAGACUUGAUCCUCUUGUCAACGGGCAGUUUGAGUUUCCCAACACCAAAUGCAUAUCUCUCUUUGGUAUUAUAUUGUACCAACUCGUGGAGAUCCUAGAAGUCGGCUGCGCCAACUUCCUUGCUGAAGCUGCCAAUACUCCAGGGUCUAUCUCUUCGGAUAUUUUGGAAGCUGGUUUCCACGAAUUUGACUUUGGCGGCCUGGGCAUAGGCUUCAAGGAUCAGGAGCGCUUCCAGUCGCAGGUCAUCCUGGAAGUGAUUCGCCUGGUAUUCAAAAUAAUACAAAAGGUGUUCUUUAUUUCGACGAAGGCGGGGUUAGACAAAGAUAAUUGUUAUCAUGACAGAGACAGCCGUUUAAAAACGCUUGUGGAGAAGGUGAAGAAAAGGAGGGAAGGAGCUGGAGGGGCGAUGAUUACGAGUCUUAAUAGACGUAGUGACGCAGUUAUAUAUUAG